Molecule: messenger RNA, 735 nt
Organism: Linderina pennispora
Lineage: Eukaryota; Fungi; Kickxellomycota; Kickxellomycetes; Kickxellales; Kickxellaceae
Exons: 4
Biological process (GO): carbohydrate metabolic process
Cellular component (GO): extracellular region
Molecular function (GO): chitosanase activity
Source: RefSeq, a predicted model, not a curated record
UUCACUGCCACCGCUCUCGGCCUCCUCGCCACCAUCGCCACGACCAACGCCGCCAUGUCCGCCUGCUCCAAGAAGAUCGCUCUGGGUCUGACCAACAUCUACGAGAACGGCGACACCUGCCUUCCACUACGACUACUGCGAGAACAUCCACGAUGGCCGUGGCUUCACUGCCGGUAUCGCCGGCUUCUGCACUGGCACUUCGGAUCGCCUGGGUCGUUCUUGCAGGAGUAUCACAAGAUGACCGGCGGCAAGGACGAGUUCAGCAAGUACGACGCCUCGGGCAGCGGCUCGACCAGCGGCCUGGACGGCUACUGCUCGGACAAGGUGCGCGACGAGAUGUACUUUGACCCGUCGCAGAAGCUCGCUGAUACGCUUGGUGCCCAGCUCGACGUAACCCGCGCUCCAGCUCACGGCGAUGGCUCGGAUCCCGACUCGGUUGGUGCACUGAUCAAGAAGACCAGCGCGUCGUUCAAGGCCGAUGCCAAGGGCUCGUCGGGCAGCACGCUCAAGAUCAACGGCCACAAUGUCGACGAGAUCGUCUGGCUGACAAAGUUCCUGCAGGUGCGCGCGGAUGACCUGAAGAACCCGCACAACAAGGGGACACAGAAGGAGUGGGCCAAGAGCGUCACUCGUGUCAAGUCGUACCAGUACGUGGUCGCCCAGAAGCAGUACAAGUGGAGCAACUCGAUCAAGGCUCUGGACAACGACGGCAAGGCCACCACUGUCAAGUGCUAG